Molecule: messenger RNA, 2990 nt
Organism: Colossoma macropomum (tambaqui)
Lineage: Eukaryota; Metazoa; Chordata; Actinopteri; Characiformes; Serrasalmidae
Gene: wacb
Product: WW domain containing adaptor with coiled-coil b
Exons: 13
Coding region: 217-1782 (521 amino acids)
Biological process (GO): positive regulation of TORC1 signaling; regulation of autophagy
Cellular component (GO): nucleus
Molecular function (GO): RNA polymerase II complex binding; chromatin binding
Source: RefSeq, a predicted model, not a curated record
CGCCACUCUGAACCCCCGGAGGGAUGGACCGGCAGCUUUCAGCCCCAGAAUAGCAAAGCGCAAACAGCAAAAAACAGCAUUGCAAAUCUUAAUAACUUUGUUCAGUUUAUUGAGGCUGCGGAUAAAACGGGCGAGAAGCGUAGUGCACUUUAUUUUUUCAUUAUUAUUUUCUUUCUCAGUGUCGGGCGAGCGUCCACAUCCGCAGCAGAAGCGUUAAUGGUAAUGUACGCGCGGAAACAACCGAGACUCGCUGAUGGGUGCAGUGACCGAAGGGAUUAUCAGUCUUACCAGACCUUCAAAUACCAGUCUAAGAGUCAUUCUGCAAAUGACCACCGUCAUGAAAAGGUCCACAACUCAUCAGACCAAACUCCACCAGCUAAAAUGCUGCGCCGGUCGGAUAGUCCUGACAGCAAGCAGAGUGAUGGCUCUGGGCACGGCCAUGCAAGAGCACUCCACAUACAUCGACCUAAGGAGAGCAGCACCAGCUCUUCGCCACAAGAGAACUCGCUCAAUCAUGCCCAUCACAGUGCCAACUCUCACUCCCUUCCUAGCAAAUGUUCUGAAAUGCCCCGUGAGCCAGCUGAUGACUGGUCUGAGCACAUCAGCUCUUCGGGGAAGAAGUACUAUUACAACUGCAGAACGGAGGUGUCUCAGUGGGAGAAGCCCAAGGAGUGGCUGGAGAGGGAACAGCGACAGAAGGAAGCGUCUAAGGCUGUUGUGGUCAACAAUUUUCCCAAAGAUAGAGACUACAGACAAGAGGCCAUGCAGGCCGCAACUGCCAGUGCCGUCACCGGUAUGAAGCCCACUCCGUCUGACAAGCCUUCGGUGCAUUCCGGCUUCUCCCAGGCGUCCUCCAGUGCUUCUGGUGGUUUGCAUGCCUCAGGCGCUUCCACUUCAUCCACUUCUACCACAGUGUCCCCAGCUCUCCAGUCUCACGCCUCCGCUCUACUGCAGGACCCGGCUCUUCUUAGACAGCUGCUGCCUGCAUUACAGGCUACCCUGCAGAUUAACAAUUCCAACGUGGAUAUGGCCAAAAUCAAUGAGGUCCUUACAGCUGCUGUCACCCAAGCUUCCUUACAGUCUAUGCUUCAUAAAAUUCUCACUGCUGGACCGUCUGCUUUCAACAUCACUACUCUGCUUUCCCAAGCUGCUCAGUUGUCCACUCAAGCUCAACAGUCUGGACAGUCGCCUAUGUCAGUAACACCAGAUGCUUCAUCGCCAAGGUCCUACGUGUCGCCCAGAGUCAGCACGCCUCAGACCAACACAGUCACCCAGAAGCCCCUGCACAGUGCUGGAUCAAUGCCUGCUCAACCUAAAGUUAGCGAGUCGGUGAUGAAAUCAGGGUCAGCUCUCCAGCACUCGUCUGGCAACACGGACAAAGUGGCUGAACUCGAGGACCCACGGCUUCAAAGGCAAAAUAGCCAAGGACCUCCAACUUCAGGGCCAAACGGCUGCCUGGUGACCAAUGUUAGCAGCGCCUCUGCAUGCCCUCCAACCACCUUCACUCCUUCUCUGGCACUGCACUUCAAUGAGAAUCUCAUCAGACAUGUCCAAAGCUGGCCUACGGAUCACAUAGAGAAGCAGGCUUCAAGAUUACGCGAGGAGUUCCAUAACAUGGGUAGCAUCAACAUGUCGGAGAUCUGCACAGAGCUGAAGAAACUUCGCUCCUUAGUGCGAGUGUGUGAGAUACAGGCUACGCUGAGAGAGCAAAGGGUACUCUUCCUGAGACAACAGAUCAAGGAACUAGAGAAACUAAAGAAUCAGAAUUCCUUCAUGGUCUGAGAAGCUGGGACGUCAGUGCUUUCCCGUCAGAAGGAACCCAGCAGCUGGCUGCCUUUUCUCUGCUCUUGGUCUGAAUACUCGUGAGAUGCUGUGGCCCUAUAGGCUGGACUGUCCCCCCGCCCUUUAACAGGACUGGGAUUUCUCCCAGGCAGGGGAACCAAAAAAAAAAAAAGCUUAACAAGGGUCAUGCUGUCUCUGCUACCUAAAGCCCUGAGAUCGUAGUUUCAUUCGAAUAUCCUUGAUGUACAUACACUUCUCUAUCAUGAAAGCAGUUACCAUUCAUUUCUCAUAAACACCAUCAACACUGACAGAUUAAUAGGGCACACGGUAGAGUUUCUGGCUAAAGAGAAGAGUCUAACAGAAAGGUUUGUAUGUUUGGACCCAGUAUCCAUUUAAGCUAAAUGAAAUGACUGAAGGAAAAGGGCAAAUGAACUGUCAGUCAGGGUUUGGCCCGAGAGGCCUGAGCAACGUGUUGAUUCACUAGAAGGUUCUGUCACUUUGGCUUCACUCACAAGCUAGAAUCAUUUAGGAUUUUCCAACAAUCUGACUGUUUCGCAAAGGAAUCCUGAGUGUGCGUUCAUAGUGGAGAAGUAGACUGGCUGUCUCUCUCCUAAAUAAACAAAGCUGUUUAUUGGAUCAGAAAGGAUCCUGGCUGUCUGCUUUCUGACCCUGCUAAAAGACUUUCCUAUGACCACUCUCUGUUACUCGUCAUGAUGUGAGCAGUCUAAUUGAAUUGCCUCAUUUUCUCACCAUUUUUUUUUUCUUAGUUACUUGUUCAGUUGGCCAUCUGAACGCAGACAUUUUCAUUCCUUUCAUGUGGUUGCUUACGUAAUGACUGGUUCUAGAGUACCAAACAUCUGUAUACAAACACCACCCUUUGAGUACAGGGCGAAAAUACCCUGAGAGCCGCCACCACCACCACUCAGCUGGUUGCUAAACGUUUCAAGAUUCUUUCACCAUUUGCACUAACUGCCUUGAUUAUUAACUGUUUUUGUUCAUCUGUCUUAUUGUUCUGCAUACAACUUAGAGGUUGUAAGUGCUUGGUGAGGUUAUGUUAAACCUCGCUGUGCCUCCACUGAGGGGUUUGGCAUCAGAAAGCCUGCCAAACAGUACUCUAGCUGGAGUGCCGUCUGAGCAGAAAGGACUUGGAACAGUGUCUAGCUUUGUAUAUUUCUUAAAGGAUAUAUGAAUUAAAAAAUAUCUACUAA